GUCGCCAUAUGCCUGAUAUUAUUUAGCUGAACAAACAUUUGGGUUAAAACCCAUUUAUUAAUCCGUUUUCCUCUUUUGGAAAGCGGUUAACGCCUUGUGGGGCGCAACAUUUCCCACGCUAAGGAAAGUCGGCGCUUUUCAAGGGGCGAGGCCCCGCUUUUUGGGCACUUGUUUUUUUGUGUUAGCACACAGCUUUUUACCGAGACAUUUAGCUUGUGUCUCUGUUUUUCUCUCGGUUUGUUUGUGGUCAAGAUGUCGCCGUAAUGGGGUCUCCGCGUUUGACAGAAACGAAUAAGGGCCUUCGUCGCCUGACCUGCAUUCGCAACAGCCCGUUGUUCUCCCCGUUUACCCCGUUUCAUGCUAGAGAGCUCGAAGGCUCUUUCCCCGGAGUUAGGCCUCAAUAUGGAGAAAAACCCAAACGCAAACAACAGCAGCAGCACGAAGAUCCCGCCCCGUUCCAGCUCUACAGGCCCGACUCCUGCAGACUCUAAAGCCAAAACAGGUAACGUUAAAUCAGCGCUAACUCUUGUAUUUUUCUCAGCUUUUGCCGUGAAGAUAGCCUUAGAUGCUGACAUGGCAAAUUUUGACAAGAGACCCCCUCAGAGAGGUGGCGGAGGGGGGAGACUGUAUGGACUUGCUGGUGGUGGGAGAAGAGAAGAGGUAGCAGAGAACUGCCGGGCAGAGUUUAGCCCGGCUCAGUUUGCUGGACCCAAAAAGAUAAGUCUGAACCACCUGCUCAACUUCACGUUUGAGCCACGAGGAGGUCAUUUUGGCUCCGGGGGUGAUGGCCACUCCUGCUGGGGUCGCCGCAACAAGUGGGGUCACAAACACAAGCCCUUCAACAAGGAGCUUUUCCUGCAGGCUAAUUGCCAGUUUGUGGUAAUUGAUGAUCAGGACUAUCAAGCCCACUUCACUGAUCCGGACACUUUGGUGGACUGGGACUGUGUGCAACAAGUGCGCAUCUGCAGUCACGAGGUGCCGUCGUGUCCGAUCUGCCUGUAUCCCCCUGUGGCGGCCCACAUCACGCGCUGCGGCCACAUCUACUGUUGGCCAUGCAUGCUGCACUACCUCUCUCUGAGCGAGAAGAGUUGGUCCAAGUGCCCCAUUUGCUAUGAGGCUGUGCACAGCGCUGAUCUCAAGAGUGUGGUUGCCAUGGAGACGCAUCAAUACGUGACCGGUAACGUCAUCACUAUGCGUCUAAUGCGGAGAGAGAAAGGAUCGCUGGUGGCUCUUCCCAGCUGUCAGUGGGUGAAGGUGGAAGAGCCCAUUCAUUUUGGAGAUGUGAAUUUGCGUGCAUACUCCAAGCUGCUGCUGGCGUCUCAGAAGCAGGUUUUGGGUUUGCUGGCUGAAGAGCGGGUGGCUCUCCAAACCCAGCUCAGCCAAGAGAAAGACGACCCACAGGCCUGUUUCAUACAGAGCGCCUUACUGCAGCUGCAGGAGCGAGAGGAGGGUCUUUUGAAGGGAGGCUGUAAAAAUGGUGGUUUUGUUGAUGGGGCAGACAUGAGGAAACUGUCUCUAUCUGGGCACUCCUCUCCAGAGGUGGUCAAGAACCUCCCAAAAUCAAAGCCCAUCCUGCAGUAUGCUUCAGCGUUUGAUGAUGAGCUUCAGGAGGCUCAUGAGGAGCCCGUGGAAGAGAUAGCUGUUCAGAGUGUUCUUGAGGUGGCCAAAGAGAUGCCUGAAAGAGCUGUGGUGGACAAACCUACUUUUACUCUGAAUGAACAGGAGCGAGAGGAGGGUCUUUUGAAGGGAGGCUGUAAAAAUGGUGGUUUUGUUGAUGGGGCAGACAUGAGGAAACUGUCUCUAUCUGGGCACUCCUCUCCAGAGGUGGUCAAGAACCUCCCAAAAUCAAAGCCCAUCCUGCAGUAUGCUUCAGCGUUUGAUGAUGAGCUUCAGGAGGCUCAUGAGGAGCCCGUGGAAGAGAUAGCUGUUCAGAGUGUUCUUGAGGUGGCCAAAGAGAUGCCUGAAAGAGCUGUGGUGGACAAACCUGUAGAAGAGAUACCUCAGACCAGCCAGGCCGCUCAUCAUGGCCCAUAUUACUACUUCUAUCAAGCUGAGGAUGGUCAGCAGAUGUUUCUGCAUCCAGUGAACGUGCGCUGUCUGCUGAGAGAGUACGGGAGCCUGGAGAACAGCCCUCAGUCUAUCACCGCUACCGUAGUGGAGAUUGAUGGACAGACUGUCACUGAGGAAAUUCGCCGUCGACAUCGUUACCUCUCUCACCUGCCCCUCACCUGUGAGUUCAGCCUGUGUGAGCUCAACCUUCAGCCUCCCAUUCUCUCAAAAGAGACCCUGGACAGCUUCGCAGAUGACUUGGAGAAACGGAAGCGCCUGAGGCAGAAGAAAGCGAGGGAUGAAAAGAGAAGGGAGAAGAGGAUUGAAAUUGAGGAAAACAGGAAACAUGGCAAAUAUCCAGAGGUGCACAUUGGACUUGAGAACCUCCAGCAUUUUCCUGCUUUUGGAUCGCCGCCUCAGAGCGGCUCACAGGUGCAGCUCCCAGAGCUCCUGCUGGGCCCCCCGUCUCCUCUAAGCAGCAGCCCUUCAUCAGAUGGAGUGAUGUUUCCUAAUCUGAGCGAGCACAGUCCAUCUCGGAGCGUAGCCAGUGUAGAAGAGGAUUCUCACUGCAUGUCCUUCGCUCAGAUGCUGAAAGAUGGGAAAGCCCGUGUGGAUGCCGGGCCUAAAACUACCCCAAAGAAAGGUGAGGACAUGUUCCUGGCCCCUCCUCUGGCAGACAGUGAUGGAGAGAGUGACGGCUCUGAUCGGGUCCCAGUACCCAGUUUCCAAAACUCCUUCAGUCAGGCUUUUGAGCAGGCUUUGUCCCAGCUGGACCAUGGAAAUCAAACUCCAGCACAGGCUUUACCCAUCCCUGAUGAGAAAGGGGGGAAGAAGAAGAAGAAAAAGCAGAAGCUUCUGUUCAGCACCUCUAUGGUUCACACCAAGUAAACACUGAAGUCCACCCUUCACUCCCGUUUCUACUUUCUGCCUUAUUCCUUCCAUAUGCUUAGGGUUCAUUAUGACCCUCAACAGCAGUUUCCCUCCUUUUUUCAUGCCCCUGUUGAAUGAGAACCUCUCCAGACAUUCAGUGACCUGCAGGAAGCUCAGUAUCAGCAGUGAUUAUACACUUGUUCUGUGUUUCUUACAGAAGGGACAUAUGCUGAAAUUUAAGAGCCUAGAUCAGGUACAUUUGACAUGGUGCUGUAGUUUAGAGCUGAUAUUCCAAUAUUGUCCAGAAUGAGGGUGGAGAAAAAUGACAUGGUGGUUGGUUAUGGGUUGCAGUUAUAUAUUUUGGGGGGGUCCUGAGGUAGCAGUCAGCCAGCUGCAGAAACGUCCUGUCCCUCCAUCAUAUCUGUGACACCUUUGUACUUCAACCAUGAUGCUUUGAGUCUGGGAAUUAAAUUUAGCAAUGCUAACAUCCUAAAUAACGCACAAAGUGAAGAACCUGUAGUGAGGAUUAUAUGCUUUUGAGUUAUUCUUCCUGUCAGACACAUGCACACAAAACUAUGCUGAUUGUAACACAUUCUUGCUUGUUUACAUGCCACCACACAUUUUCUUCCUGUUUAUUAAGAAGCUCUAAACUCUUGGUGUGGACUUCAGUCUGUAUUCAACUCUUACCAGCUGUUAUUAUCUGUUCAGCCUGAGAACUGCCUUUCACAAUCAGACACAAUAAGUAAAAGAAAAAAUUGUUCUGCUGGAAUAGCCGAGAACUUGGUGGAUCUUUAAAGCACUUGAAUAUAUUAGAACCUUCAUUUAUUAGCCAGGAUUCAGAGCUGCUCAUGUUCAAUAGUGUUCAGAUGUUAAAAGGCAUCGGAGAGCAGCCGACUCCUCUACUUGCUAUGUGUUCAGUGAAGAAAAUAUGUAAAGACAGAAAAGGCUAUAUAAAAUGUUGUAGAGGGUUUAAUUUUUCUCAAUUUUCCCUUUUUUUUUUCUUGAUGAAACCUGUGAUACAGAACCUGCAUAUUGACUAAGUUCAAAUGAAUAAAGGAUUGGUAUUCACUGGCA
Messenger RNA from Sinocyclocheilus grahami, 3993 nucleotides. RefSeq names its product RING finger protein 10-like. The transcript has 20 exons. Gene Ontology annotation, molecular function: transcription cis-regulatory region binding; metal ion binding. NCBI's taxonomy places the organism in Eukaryota, Metazoa, Chordata, Actinopteri, Cypriniformes, Cyprinidae. The coding region runs from base 358 to 2937 and encodes 859 amino acids. Gene Ontology annotation, biological process: positive regulation of transcription by RNA polymerase II; positive regulation of myelination. The record is from RefSeq and is a predicted model, not a curated record.